Molecule: messenger RNA, 1373 nt
Organism: Ambispora gerdemannii
Lineage: Eukaryota; Fungi; Glomeromycota; Glomeromycetes; Archaeosporales; Ambisporaceae
Source: the annotation of a GenBank genome assembly
CUCUCCAUAUGGAAACGACUGAUCAAGAACUUUCAUCACUAUCCAAGCAACUUAAAUUAAUACUCAAUGACGAAAAAUAUAGCGACUUAAAAAUCAAAUGUGGAAAUUCUUCGUCUACAGAUAAACAAGAAGAAACCUUGUACACCUAUCGUGGAAUACUAGUAGCUCGUUCAAAAUUUUUUAAAAGCAUGCUUAGCAAUGGGAUGAAAGAAAGUGCAUUGGAUGAGAUUUUUUUUUCUGACAUCAAGGCGUCGACGAUGAAAAUCAUUCUCGAAUAUCUAUAUAUGGGGGUUGUUGAUGAGGCAUGUUUUAGCUCGGAAGUAAUUGUGCCGCUUUAUAUAAAUGCAAAUUAUUUCCUUCUUAAUGGAUUGGAAGAUAUCAUCGUAAAAUUUGUGUUAAAAUCAUUAAAGGAUAUUGAAAUUUACAAAGUCGCGGGAAUGUUAUCUGAAAUCACGAAAAUUUCAAAUAGUAGCGAAAAUAAGUUGGAAAAAAUUUUAAUUGAGAAACUCUCAACUAUUCAACUUUCUGCCAUACCAUUUGAAGCUUUUAAUAUGGAAGGACUUCUUAGUUUUCUAAGUCAAUCUUUGAAUCAAGAAAACUUUAUUACUUGUGAAUAUUCGGUUCUUCAAUAUGUGAUUCUUUGGAAUGAUAAAAAUUCUUCAAUCAUUAAAUAUAACUUUUUCGAUUCUCGCUUGCCUAGUUGGACUGAUCUCGUGAAAAAUGGCGCAAAAAAAUACGAAAUCAAAGCUGAUGAUGCAAUUAGUGCAGACAGAAUAAAAAAGACCUUUUCAACGUUUAUUCCAUUUAUUAAUUUAAAAUUGAUCGAUCCUAGUAUUUUAGCCUAUAUUAUUCAUCCACUUCGGAUUAUUCCCGCUGAAAUUUUGUUAGAAACGUAUCAAUAUUACCAUAAAGGACAACAACAGCAGCUUUUAACCUAUCGAGAAUUUGGCAAUAGAAAAGGAGAACUAUCAUGGGACCCUGAUUUUUCUGCUUCACUUACCUUAUUCACUGACAACAAAAUUGUCAGAGCACUAGCAAUCCUGCAGUCCUCUGUUCGUGCAAAAAAUUUGAUUUCACAACCAGGAUACUAUCAAUGGAUGUUUAUUAUUGAAAAAAGUUGUGGGUAUGCAUGGGUUGGUAUCUGCACUGACGAGGAUACUAUAGAUAUGGAUCAAUGGCUAGGACAAACCCCUUAUGGUUGGUUUCUUGGCUCAUCUGGUGAAAAAGCUCACAAAAAUGUAAGAAAAGAAUAUGCAGAUUCUUUUGAUACAGGAGCAAUAAUUACGAUACAUUUGGACAUGUUUAAAAGAUCAAUCAAGUUUUUGAUCAAUAGAAAAGAAUUUGGUGAUGCAUACGACAAUUUACCUGAAUGA